AUGCGUCUGACUUCUGUCGCUUCGGGCAUUGCCCUCCUUUCCAUCCAGGCGGCUGCCCAUCCUGGCCACGAUCUUUCUGAGGAGAUUGCGGAGCGCCGCGCCUUUCUCGGAAACAUUGAGCGAGCUUCCCUCGCUCACUGCGCCGCCAAGCUUCGUGCUCGCGGUGUUGAGCAGCGCAACAUUGAACGUCGCGCUGCCCUUCUGAAGGACGCCCGUGAGAAGCUCGCUCUGAAGAAGAAGCGCGACGUCGAUACCGUGUUGGCUACCAGUCACAACAAGACCGAGCUUGGCUACACAAUCAACACGGAUGCGGAUACUCUGUUCAGCGGCCAAAACUCCUGUGUUCUCACUCCUGAGGUGACGCAGGGUCCUUACUACGUUGGUGGUGAGUAUGUUCGUCGCAACAUCAUUGAAGAGCAGGAGGGAGUCAACAUCGUCCUCGAUUACCAGGUCAUUGAUGUCGACACCUGCGAGCCGGUCCCCAAUGUGUACCUCGAAAUGUGGCACUGCAACUCCACCGGCGUCUACUCCGGCGUGAUUGCCAACGGCAACGGCGACUCGUCUGACGAGAGCAACAUCGACAACACCUGGCUUCGCGGGUCAUCCAAGGUCACCCCUGCCGUCUUCUCUACGAAGGAGGGGUGGUGUCGCCAAUUCGGCUUUCCGGCGGCGCCGGCGGCUCCGGCGGUCCCCCCGACGGCAACCCCCCCUCCGGCGCCCCGGCGCAACGGCACCGCCCCCGACGACCUGACCUCUGGCGUAGCCUCCGAUGCCUCCGCCACCGCCACCAGCUCCUCGACGGCCCUGGCCAGCGAGACCCCCAGCGGCGCCUCGUCCACCCGCCGUGCCAAGUGUAAGCGCAGCCGUCCCACCUCUCGUGCUUGA
This is a messenger RNA of Verticillium alfalfae VaMs.102, 885 nucleotides long. RefSeq lists its product as hypothetical. The transcript is spliced from 4 exons. Bases 1 to 885 code for a protein of 294 amino acids. Gene Ontology annotation, molecular function: oxidoreductase activity, acting on single donors with incorporation of molecular oxygen, incorporation of two atoms of oxygen; iron ion binding. Lineage: Eukaryota; Fungi; Ascomycota; Sordariomycetes; Glomerellales; Plectosphaerellaceae. The record is from RefSeq and is a predicted model, not a curated record.